AUGGACGGAAUGAUUGCAAUGCUCCCUGCUCCACUGCAGAAGUUAUCCUCACAUAUCGAUUUUCAAGGACAAAAAGUCGCUGAACGCACCUAUCAGGUAAUCCUCACUCUUGCCGGAAUUAUUGGUUUCUUUGUCGGAUUCUGGACCCAACAACUCUCUUAUGCUAUUUUCACUGUGAUGGGUGCUUCCGCCUUCACUGCUCUGAUCAUUCUUCCACCAUGGCCAUUCCUCUUCAGAAAGAACCCUAUUGUGUGGCAAACUCUAACGGAAGAACAAGAAACAUCCCCAGACAGCAGCGAAAAGAAAGAUGAUAAGAAGAAAAAGGAGACGAAAAAAACAAAAUAA
Caenorhabditis remanei is the source of this 345-nucleotide messenger RNA. RefSeq lists its product as uncharacterized. NCBI's taxonomy places the organism in Eukaryota, Metazoa, Nematoda, Chromadorea, Rhabditida, Rhabditidae. Gene Ontology annotation, biological process: protein targeting to ER. The record is from RefSeq and is a predicted model, not a curated record. Gene Ontology annotation, cellular component: endoplasmic reticulum membrane; signal peptidase complex. The transcript has 3 exons. Bases 1 to 345 code for a protein of 114 amino acids.